This is a messenger RNA of Xyrauchen texanus (razorback sucker), 1024 nucleotides long. Its product is annotated as beta-crystallin B3-like. Gene Ontology annotation, biological process: visual perception; lens development in camera-type eye. Lineage: Eukaryota; Metazoa; Chordata; Actinopteri; Cypriniformes; Catostomidae. The record is from RefSeq and is a predicted model, not a curated record. Gene Ontology annotation, molecular function: structural constituent of eye lens. Bases 161 to 868 code for a protein of 235 amino acids. The transcript is spliced from 6 exons.
CAUUUCUGCUGUUGUGGACGGAAUUAAACCAUAAAUACCCCCAGGCUCCCUACACUCGCCCGGCACACCCACACACCCACACACACACUCACACACACACACUGAGCGAGAGUGGAGGGGUGACAACGGCUGGUAAGGAAAAGGAGAUACAGGCAGAAGGAUGUCAGAUCAGCAGGGAGUCCCAGAUCAACAAGUCGCUGGGAAGAGCCAAGGGGGAGCGGGCACGAUUUACAAGAUCUCACUGUAUGAAUUCGAGAACUUCAGAGGAAAAAAGGUGGAUUUUUCAGCUGAAUGUAAGGACGUGAUUGAGAAGAAUUUGGAAAAAGUUGGAUCAAUCGUGGUUGAGUCAGGGCCAUGGGUGGCUUUUGAGCAGAAAGGUUUUGGAGGGGAGCAGUUUGUUUUGGAGAAGGGAGAAUAUCCUCGCUGGAGCACUUGGACUAACAGUCAGAACAGCUUCUGUCUCCUGUCCAUCAGACCCCUCAGAGUGGACAGUGCAGACCACAAAAUUAAUCUGUUUGAGAACUGCAGCUUUGCUGGGAGAAAGAUGGAGAUCAUAGAUGAUGACGUUCCCAGCUUGUGGGUUCAUGGCUUUCAGGACCAUGUGGCCAGCGCAAAAGCUGUGAAUGGAACGUGGGUUGGCUACGUGUACCCUGGCUACCGCGGAAGACAGUUUGUGUUUGAACAUGGCGAUUACAAACACUGGAACGACUGGGGGGCCACAGAACCACAGCUGCAGUCCAUCCGGAGGGUACGUGAUAUGCAGUGGCACAAACGAGGCUGCUUCACUGUUCCUGACCCAGCUCCUAAUCCCAAUCCAAACCCCAUUCCAGUCCCCACUCCCCCUGCCCCUACCCGUUACGGCUGCUAGCAGGUAAAGGAGGGUGGCUUGCCCUGACACUGAUGACCUUUGCCCUGUCCGUGCUCAGACGGCCAAAAAGAAAGUGUGAAAGUGACUGCCUUAACUCUUGUGUGUCUAUGAUUGGAAAUAAAGGCGACAGCCCCAUGCAUUGAUCUUUUGACCUUA